Messenger RNA from Mus pahari (shrew mouse), 1767 nucleotides. RefSeq names its product VAMP associated protein A (gene Vapa). The record is from RefSeq and is a predicted model, not a curated record. Bases 264 to 1136 code for a protein of 290 amino acids. Gene Ontology annotation, biological process: neuron projection development. Gene Ontology annotation, cellular component: plasma membrane; endoplasmic reticulum membrane. NCBI's taxonomy places the organism in Eukaryota, Metazoa, Chordata, Mammalia, Rodentia, Muridae. Gene Ontology annotation, molecular function: FFAT motif binding. The transcript is spliced from 7 exons.
CCGUCACGUGGGGCGCCGAGGAUCGCAGUGCGCGUGGCCGCGGCGGCUGGUGUGGGGUUGAGUCAGUUGUGACACCCGGAGCUGCUGAGCGGACAGGCGGCCCUCGGGACCCCCGCGGCCCGGCAGCAGGCGCGGAGCUUGGGGACUCGUGAGCCUGGCCCCGUCCUAGAGCUCCGCGGAGCCGGCGCCGCCACCCGUCCCUCCGCCUCCGCCAGCGAACCGCCGCCGCGGGCGCGCCCCCGCUCUGCGCUGCGCUGUCUCCUAUGGCGUCCGCCUCCGGGGCCAUGGCGAAGCACGAGCAGAUCCUGGUCCUCGACCCUCCUUCAGACCUCAAAUUCAAAGGCCCCUUCACAGAUGUAGUCACUACAAAUCUUAAAUUGCAAAAUCCAUCGGAUAGAAAAGUGUGUUUCAAAGUGAAGACUACAGCACCUCGCCGGUACUGUGUGCGGCCCAACAGUGGGAUUAUUGACCCGGGGUCAAUUGUGACUGUUUCAGUAAUGCUGCAACCCUUUGAUUAUGAUCCGAAUGAAAAGAGUAAACAUAAGUUCAUGGUACAGACAAUUUUUGCUCCACCAAACAUUUCAGAUAUGGAAGCUGUGUGGAAAGAAGCAAAACCUGAUGAAUUAAUGGAUUCUAAAUUGAGAUGUGUGUUUGAAAUGCCGAAUGAAAAUGAUAAGCUGGGUAAAACUCCACCAGUGAUUGCUUCAACUGUCACUUCAUUGAGCAGCAUCAGCAGUGCAGUCGCAACACCUGCCAGUUAUCACUUGAAGAAUGAUCCCAGGGAACUAAAAGAGGUGAAGCAGAAUGAUAUGGAACCUAGUAAAGCUGUUCCACUAAAUGCAUCCAAACAAGAUGGACCCCUGCCAAAACCACAUAGUGUUUCACUCAAUGAUACGGAAACAAGGAAACUGAUGGAAGAGUGCAAGCGACUUCAGGGAGAAAUGAUGAAGCUCUCAGAAGAAAACCGACACCUGAGAGAUGAAGGCCUAAGGCUCCGAAAGGUAGCACAUUCGGAUAAACCUGGAUCCACCUCAGCCGUGUCCUUCAGAGACAACGUCACCAGUCCUCUUCCUUCUCUUCUGGUUGUCAUCGCAGCCAUUUUCAUUGGAUUCUUUCUAGGGAAAUUCAUCUUGUAGAGUGAAGCAUGCAGAGUGCUGUUUCUUUUUUUUUUUUUCUCUCGACCAGAAAAAGAUUUGUUUACCUACCAUUUCAUUGGUAGUAUGGCCCGCGGUGACCAUGGCCCGCGGAGACCUUUUUUUUUGUGUGUGUGUACAGCGUCAUAUAGGCUUUGCCUUUAAUGAUCUCUUACGGUUAGAAAACACAAUAAAAACAAACUGUUCGGCUACUGGACAAAUUGUAUAUUAUCAGAUCAUCACUAGCAGAUGUCAGUUGCACAUUCAGUCCUUUAUGAAAUUCAUAAAUAAAGAAUUGUUCUUUCUUUGUGGUUUUAAUAAGAGUUCAAGAAUUGUUCAGUCUUGUAAAUGUUAUUUUAAUAAUCCCUUUAAAUUUUAUCUGUUGCUGUUACCUCUUGAAAUAUGAUUUAUUUAGAUUGCUAAUCCCACUCAUUCAGGAAAUGCCAAGAGGUUUUCUGUGGGGAAAUGGUGCCUCUUACUGUGUAAAUUUUCUCCUUUACCUUUGCUAAUAUCAUGGCAGAAGUUUUCUUAUCCCUUGUGAGGCAGUUUGUUGACUGAGUUUUUCAUCCUUACAAUCCUGUCCCAUGGUAUUUAACAUAAAAAAAUAAAACUGUUAACAGAUUCUUGCUCGAUA